UACACAUCGGUACUUCGUUGAAUAUUAUCGAAUUGUCCUAUUUCAAAGGGAUGUCGUGUGGAGACAACAAUUCACAGCACAAAGAGAGUUUAAUGCAUGAAAUCAAUGCAUUGUUUGCUCCGCCAACAAAUGAAUCAUACGGUAAGAAAGGUUCGCUUGGUAUACCAUCGUUUCGUCGGGCACGAAAAAAUAAUGAAGUUACAACAAACAACUCGGAAUCAAAUAAUUCCAAUUUAGAACAUUAUCAAAUACCAAAUGCAUCUACAAAAAAUGAUCCAUUUUGGAGGAAACCACGUGCUAAUUGUCAUGAAUAUUGUGAUAGUUGUGGUUGUAUUGAAGGUGAACGACUUGUUUGCGAUCGAUGUCCGGCUAGUUUUCAUCUUGAAUGUCUUGAUCCACCAUUGGAUUCAGAUGAAGCCCCCAUUGGUGUCUGGUUUUGUCAUCGAUGUUCAAUGGUUUUAAAAGAUGAAGAAGAUAAAACGUCAACAUCAAGUAGUCAAACGACUAUAGCCACAGAUACAGGAUCUUCCCGUUCUGGUAGAAGUGGAAGAAAACGUCAAGAUCAUCAAACAUCAUCAUCAUCGUUGGUUGGAACCACCACAACAACAACAGCGACAACAGUUGGAUCAUCGGAUUCCACCUUUACAUCUUCCAUCAGUAGUAGUAAUAAUAAUAAUAAUAGUAAUAAUAGUCAUCCUCAUCAACAAAAUCAAUUACAACAAUUUAUCCAAUCACAAACUAGCAAACGUCAUUAUACAUUUCGUUCAACAUCCAACAACGAACAAUAUUGUUUAGAUAUGAAUAAAUUAUCAAGUAGUCGCUCUAGCACUUGGGGUGAUUCAGCUUAUGUUGCUGAUAUUGAAGAAUCUGAAUUAAGAGCAUUAUGGAAGGUGAUUGAAUAUGCAAAAUAUCAAAAUCCGAAAGAAUAUGAUUUACCGAAAGAUUUACUUCCUGGUGUUAAACUUCCUGGUUCAUAUAAAACGCCAACAGAACGUAAAAAUAAAGGUAUAAUUGAAUUAGAGAAUGGUAUGAUUCCACAACCUGUAAGACGUUGUUAUGUUUGUGUUCGAACAUGCUUUUAUGCACCUUUACUACCAUGUGAUUAUUGUUCAGCAUGUUUUCAUUUAGAAUGUUUAAAUCCACCAUUAUCACAUUAUCCACCACGAUCGGAUCGAUGGAUGUGUCCAAAUCAUACAGAGCAUACAACUGAACGUUAUUUAACUCAUUCAAUACGUUUAACUGAACGUAUGCAAAUAUGGACAAAAUUAUAUACCUUAAAUAAUGACCAGUCUGUGAAUAAUAAUAGUAGUAAUAAUAAUAAUAAUAAUAAAAUUGAUGAAAUCACAAAUAUAUUGGAACAUAUUCCACCAUAUGAAUUAACUUAUACACCAGAUGAAGAAAGUUGUAUCCUUGCUGAUUUAAUGCGUUCUAUUCAACGUAGUAGAAAUGAACAACAACAACAACAACAGUAUCAAUUACAACUAGAAUCCUCGUCCUCCUCAUCAUCAUUGUCUUCAUCAGAUUUAUCUAAUAAAGCAAUGUCAAGUAUUUUUGAUUCGAUAUUAUAUACUACUAAUACUACUAAUACUACUACUAAUAAUAAUACAAUCACAAAUAAACAGCAUAUAUUAUCUAGUCGUCAUUUAUGGCGAUUAAAUCGUGAAUUGGCAGCAAAAUCAAGGAAUAAUCAAAAUUAUUACAGCAAACAGUUAAGAAUUGUGGUACCAAAAGCAGUGAAACAUUUAUACAAUAAUCCAGUGAAACGAAUUCCACGUAUUAAUGAAUCAUCUAAUUUAUGUCAACUGACAACAACAAGAACUUUACUAGAUCAAUCUAGUACAGAUGAUAAGAAUAUAUUUGUUCGUGGUCUUUUACAAUUUUAUUUACAAAAUACGCUACAAAUACUUUCACAAUCGAAGGACAAUACAAUAGCUACUGAUACUACUACUACUACUAGUACUACUACUACUACUGAUACUACUAAUUCAACGUCAUUGUCAACAUCAUCACUGGAAGCAACGUCUAUCACUACAACAAGUACAACCACUGUUGACAACCUUCUCAAUAAUAAUAAUAAUAACAAUACUACUGCAUCCAGCGCCAUCGUUGUAGAUAACACGAUAACUACUGAUGUGGUAAUAUCAACUACCGAUCCAAUGGAAAUGGAUACUACCAAUGAUCAUUCACUGACAUUAUCAUACGAUACAGAACAACUAGCUAAAGAUCCUCCUACUAUUAUUAUUCAAAAUGAUGAUAAUGAACAGUUAUGUAAUAAUUCUUUACAACAACAAUUGAAUGUAACAUUUGUAAAUAAAUGCAAUAACCUGUCUGAUGAUGAUCAUGACGAUGUUGAUAAUAAUAAUAAUAAUAAUAGUGAUAGCAGUAAGUGA
Messenger RNA from Schistosoma turkestanicum, 2390 nucleotides. The record is from the annotation of a GenBank genome assembly. Lineage: Eukaryota; Metazoa; Platyhelminthes; Trematoda; Strigeidida; Schistosomatidae.